AUGAGAUCCCGAAACCAGGGUGGUGAAAGUUCAUCCAAUGGGCAUGUCUCCUGCCCCAAGUCCUCCAUCAUCAGCGAUGCUGAUGAUAAAAGUCUCUCAGAAGAUGCAAAAAAGAAGAACAAAUCCAAUAGAAAGGAGGAUAAUGUCAUGGCCUCAGGAACUGUCAAACGACACCUAAAACCAUCUGGAGAAAGUGAACGAAAGAAUAAGAAAUCCUUGGAGUUAUCCAAAGAAGACCUCAUCCAGCUGCUCAGUAUCAUGGAGGGGGAGCUGCAGGCCCGGGAAGAUGUGAUCCACAUGCUGAAGACAGAGAAAACCAAGCCUGAAGUUCUGGAGGCUCAUUAUGGGUCUGCGGAGCCGGAGAAAGUGCUGCGGGUCCUGCACCGAGACGCCAUCCUAGCCCAGGAGAAGUCCAUAGGCGAGGAUGUCUAUGAGAAACCGAUUUCAGAGCUGGACAGACUUGAGGAAAAACAGAAAGAAACCUACCGGCGCAUGCUGGAGCAGCUGCUGCUGGCCGAGAAGUGUCACAGGCGCACGGUGUACGAGCUAGAGAAUGAGAAGCACAAACACACCGACUACAUGAACAAGAGCGACGAUUUCACCAACCUGCUGGAGCAGGAGCGGGAGAGGUUGAAAAAGCUCCUUGAACAAGAAAAGGCUUACCAAGCCCGUAAAGAAACAGAAAAUGCUAAGCGGCUUAAUAAACUAAGAGAUGAGCUUGUGAAACUCAAGUCCUUUGCACUCAUGCUGGUGGAUGAAAGGCAAAUGCAUAUUGAGCAACUUGGCCUGCAAAGCCAGAAAGUACAGGAUCUUACGCAGAAACUGAGGGAAGAAGAAGAAAAGCUCAAGGCCAUUACUUUCAAGUCAAAAGAAGACAGGCAGAAACUGCUCAAGUUAGAGGUGGAUUUUGAACACAAGGCUUCAAGGUUUUCCCAAGAGCAUGAAGAGAUGAAUGCGAAGUUGGCUAAUCAAGAGUCUCACAACAAGCAACUCAGACUCAAGCUGGUUGGCUUAACUCAAAGAAUCGAGGAGCUGGAAGAGACCAACAAAAAUCUUCAAAAGGCAGAGGAAGAACUUCAGGAAUUAAGAGAUAAAAUUGCCAAAGGGGAAUGUGGCGACUCCAGCCUCAUGGCGGAAGUGGAAAAUCUCCGGAAGCGCGUGCUUGAAAUGGAGGGUAAAGAUGAGGAGAUCACUAAAACUGAGUCCCAGUGCAGGGAACUGAGGAAGAAGCUGCACGAGGAAGAGCACCAUAGUCGGGAGCUCAAACUGGAGGUGGAGAAGUUACAGAAGAGAAUGUCUGAACUGGAGAAAUUGGAAGAAGCAUUUAGCAAGAGUAAAUCUGAAUGUACCCAGCUACACUUAAAUCUGGAGAAAGAGAAGAACUUAACCAAAGACCUGUUAAACGAAUUGGAGGUGGUCAAGAGUCGAGUUAAAGAACUGGAAUGUUCUGAAAGUAGAUUGGAAAAGGCUGAAUUAAGCCUAAAAGAUGAUCUUACAAAGUUGAAGUCAUUUACUGUGAUGCUGGUUGAUGAAAGGAAAAAUAUGAUGGAAAAAAUAAAGCAAGAAGAGAGAAAAGUGGAGGGACUCAAUAAAAAUUUUAAGGUGGAACAAGGAAAGGUUAUGGAUGUAACUGAAAAACUAAUUGAAGAAAGUAAGAAGCUUUUAAAACUGAAAUCUGAAAUGGAGGAAAAGGUAUACAAUUUGACAAAAGAGAGAGACGAGUUAAUAGGCAAGCUGAAAAGUGAGGAAGAAAAAUCCUCUGAAUUAAGCUGCAGUGUUGACUUAUUAAAGAAGAGACUUGAUGGGAUAGAGGAAGUCGAAAGAGAAAUAACAAGAGGAAGGUCUCGAAAAGGACCUGAGCUCACCGGCCCAGAAGAUAACAAGAUUAAAGAACUAACACUUGAAAUUGAGAGACUGAAGAAACGUCUCCAACAAUUGGAGGUGGUCGAAGGGGAUUUGAUGAAGACGGAGGAUGAGUAUGAUCAGCUGGAGCAGAAAUUUAGAACCGAGCAGGAUAAGGCUAACUUCCUCUCUCAACAGCUGGAGGAGAUAAAGCACCAAAUUGCCAAGAAUAAAGCAAUAGAGAAAGGCGAGGCUGUGAGUCAGGAAGCGGAGCUGAGACACAGAUUUCGAUUGGAAGAAGCUAAAAGUCGAGACUUAAAAGCCGAAGUGCAAGCUCUUAAAGAGAAGAUUCAUGAAUUAAUGAACAAAGAAGAUCAACUUUCUCAGCUCCAAGUGGAUUAUUCUGUCCUUCAACAAAGAUUUAUGGAAGAAGAAAACAAGAACAAGAACAUGGGGCAGGAGGUCCUCAAUCUGACCAAAGAACUGGAGCUUUCGAAGCGGUACAGCCGAGCUCUUCGACCCAGCGUGAACGGGAGAAGAAUGGUGGACAUUCCCGUGGCGUCGACCGGAGUGCAGACGGAUGCCGUCAGCAGCGAGGCAGCGGAGGAAGACACGCCCGCGGUGUUUAUCCGCAAAUCCUUUCAGGAAGAGAAUCACAUCAUGAGUAAUCUUCGACAGGUGGGAUUGAAGAAACCUACGGAAAGAUCCUCGGUUCUAGACAGGUAUCCUCCAGCAGCAAAUGAACUCACUAUGAGAAAGUCUUGGAUUCCAUGGAUGAGAAAACGGGAAAACGGGCCCCCGGUAUCUCAGGAGAAAGGGCCUCGAACAAACUCCAGUCCAGGGCACCCAGGAGAGCUGGUCCUUUCGCCAAAGCAGGGCCAGCCCCUGCAUAUUCGAGUGACCCCAGACCACGAGAACAGUACUGCGACUUUGGAGAUAACGAGCCCAACAUCUGAAGAAUUUUUUUCUAGCACCACCGUCAUUCCUACCUUAGGGAAUCAGAAACCAAGGAUAACCAUUAUUCCAUCACCAAAUGUUAUGUCUCAAAAACCAAAAAGUGGAGACACUACUCUUGGCACAGAACGAGCCAUGUCCCCAGUCACAAUUACAACAUUUUCCAGAGAGAAGACCCCAGACAGUGGAAGAGGUGCGUUUGCGGACAGGCCCACAUCCCCCAUUCAGAUAAUGACAGUGUCUACGUCAGCAGCUCCAGCUGAGAUCGCAGUCUCGCCCGAAUCCCAGGAAAUGCCCGUGGGAAGGACUGUCCUCAAAGUCACCCCAGAAAAACAGACUGUUGCAACUCCAGUGCGGAAAUACAACUCCAAUGCCAAUAUCAUAACCACAGAAGACAACAAAAUUCACAUUCACUUAGGUUCUCAGUUUAAACGAUCCCCUGGGACUUCAGCUGAAGGAGCAAGUCCGGUUAUUACCGUCCGACCUGUGAACGUGACAGCUGAAAAGGAGGUUUCCACUGGCACCGUCCUUCGCUCCCCCAGGAACCAUCUCUCGCCACGACCUGGCGCGAGCAAGGUGACGAGCACUAUCACCAUAACACCGGUCACCACCUCCUCGACCCGAGGAUCCCAGGCAGUGUCGGCACAGGACGGGUCAUCCCAGCGGCCUGCACCCACCCGCAUUCCUAUGUCAAAAGGUAUGAAAGCAGGAAAGCCAGUAGUGGCAGCCCCAGGAGCAGGAACUCUGACCAAAUUCGAGCCUCGAGCUGAGACUCAGUCUAUGAAAAUAGAGCUGAAGAAAUCGGCCGGCAGCGCCACCUCUCCCGGCGGGGGGCAGGGCUGAGGGCAGUGGCUCAGGGGGUAUGUUGUGCGGACGCCGCUGCUGCCUGGACACGAGCCUGCGUCUGUUCGUGCCGACUCUUCACAUGUACUAACUUAAGUUUUAUAAAAUAAUCAACUAAUAGCCAUGUGUCUUUCCUAUUUUGUGAAUCUGUUUUGAUGCCGGGGAACAGAACUAACUUGCAAAACUACUGUCUGCCAUGUGCGUUGUUGAGGAUGCUGGGCCUGAGGCAGGGCCUGACUUGUAGUCCCACUUUUGCUUCUAGAAAGUGGACCCAUCAGUCAACCCAUAUGAGCCUCAGUUUCUUUGUCAGUAAGAUAUGGGGGCUGGAUCGCAUCCUCUCCAAAGCCACCCUGUAUUUCCUAAUUGUAAAUCAAAUUUAAUAGGCCUUGUUCCAUAAUAAUUGAUUUUUCAAAAAUUCUAUUAUGAAAUAGGAAAUAGUUUAACGAUUUUCAUUUGCCUUUAUCAAAUCCUGAAUUUGCUUCAUGUGCUGGAAAAAAACAUCUCGCUAUCACAGGGCCUGGACCCCUCAAGUAUUGCAAAUACAAAAGCCCCUGAGAGGAUUUCAGGAAAUAAUUUGAAUGUGAAAUAAAAUGGAAAUGAAAUAUGGAAUCCUAACAACAGAGUUUGACUUAUUUGUGUGUGUCUGUGUGUACUGUAGAGGUUUUGGCCAUCUCCAAAACAUUCCCAGAUUUCAUAGACAAUGAUUUU
Diceros bicornis minor is the source of this 4347-nucleotide messenger RNA. RefSeq names its product filamin A interacting protein 1 (gene FILIP1). The transcript is spliced from 5 exons. Lineage: Eukaryota; Metazoa; Chordata; Mammalia; Perissodactyla; Rhinocerotidae. The record is from RefSeq and is a predicted model, not a curated record. The coding region runs from base 1 to 3639 and encodes 1212 amino acids.